This is a messenger RNA of Kwoniella shivajii, 1431 nucleotides long. Its product is annotated as eukaryotic translation initiation factor 3 subunit E. The transcript is spliced from 6 exons. Gene Ontology annotation, cellular component: cytoplasm; nucleus; eukaryotic translation initiation factor 3 complex. Gene Ontology annotation, biological process: translational initiation. NCBI's taxonomy places the organism in Eukaryota, Fungi, Basidiomycota, Tremellomycetes, Tremellales, Cryptococcaceae. Gene Ontology annotation, molecular function: translation initiation factor activity. The coding region runs from base 1 to 1431 and encodes 476 amino acids. The record is from RefSeq and is a predicted model, not a curated record.
AUGGCCGAAUAUGACCUAACACAAAAAUUGAUUCCUCACCUAGACCGACAUCUUGCCAUUCCUCUUCUCAAUCACCUUUCAGAUAUCGCCAUUUUUCCAGCAGAGCAAUUAGCUAAAGCACAAUAUGAUCUUGUCAAAGGUACCAACAUGGUUGAUUACGUAGAGCAACUGCAUGAGCAAGCGAAAACAGAUGAGACUAGGGAUUUCACAAGGUUGAGAGAAAAAGCAACGGCUAGAUAUCAAGAAUUACAAGAAAAGGCACAGCCUGUGAUGAAAGUGAUAGAAGACCCAGAUGCUGUCGCAAAGUUGAGAAGUGGUGUGGACAAGGAUAAGAAUUUGGAUUUAUUGAGAUCUGAAUAUAACAUUGAUAUCGAUCAAAUUAACGCUCUUUAUCAUUUCGGUCAAUAUCAAUAUACCCUUGGUGAUUACGCUAGAGCCGCCAAUUUCCUUUAUCAUUUCUUGAUUUUCUCUCCAUCCCUCGAUCUCAACAUAUCAGCCCACUGGGGUAAACUUGCCUCGAAUAUCCUGUCGGGAGAGUGGGAGGCUGCUUUGGUGGAAAUAAAAGAUUUAAGAGACGCUAUCGACAAUCCUCACGGAACUGCCAUGGCAAAACCAUUAGCUCAAUUACAAGCAAGAACUUGGUUACUUCACUGGUCAUUAUUUGUCUUCUUCAAUCUCGGAGAAGGUCAAGGAUGUCAAGGUUUACUCGACAUGUUCCUUUCACCCGCUUACCUCAACACCAUCCAAACAUCAUGUCCUCACCUCCUUCGAUACCUCGUAGCUGCAGCUAUCAUCUCACGAAGAGCACCAAAACCAGCCGGCACUCGAGGUAACCGAGACCACGUCAAAGAAUUGACCAAGAUUGUACAAAUGGAAGAAUAUCAAUAUUCCGACCCUGUUACCGGAUUCUUGAAAGAUCUUUUCGUUGACUUUGACCUCAAUCAAGCACAACAACGUUUAAGCAUUGCUGAAAGUGUAGUACGAUCCGAUUUCUUCCUUUCUGGAUUUGCAGACGAAUUCGUGGAGAAUGCAAGGUGGUUGAUCAGUGAAGUAUUCUGCAGAAUACAUCGAAGGAUUGAUAUCGGACAAUUGUCUAAAACACUCAACUUGUCUAACGAGGAAGGAGAGAAAUGGAUUGUCAAUCUUAUCAGGGAUUCUCGAAUGGGUGUCGAGGCAAAGAUCGAUUUGAAAGAGAACAUGCUUCAUAUCACUCGACCUCAUGCCACACCCACUGCCACGCUCAUUGAAACUACUCGAGGUCUUGCAUUCCGAUCGCAAGCAAUACAAUUCGCCAUGCAAAGCACUGCUGGAGGAGAGACGCAACGAGGCGAGCGAGGAGAACGUGGGGAACGUGGAGAACGAGGUGGUAGAGGAGGACGAGGAGGUAGACCAAGGGGUGGUGCACCCGGUAGAGAAGAGGUUGCAGCUUAG